AUGCAAGAAGGAAUAACAACGUCGUAUGGCACAUCAGCUGAUGAUGGCAAUUAUUAUUAUCAUCAGAGUCAUCCCGAAGGAGAAACAUCAUCUCCUUCAAUAUUAUUAAAUUCUAAUACUAUUAAUAAUAAUAACAAUGAUGAUGAUAUUACUAGUAGAGAAGAAGAACAUGGAAUGGAACAAGGUAAUAUUAAAAUAGUCAAACGAUAUGAAGACAUGUCGAGCGACAUGAUUAAAUCCUUCAAAAGAAGGGAGAGAAAAUUACAUUUUGAAGAUAAAAGUGAUAAGACUUCAACGUUGGCAAGGCUUUGGUCUGGAGUGUUUAAAACUAGUAGAAAUAACAAUGAAGGAAAUCAAGAAGAAGAAAGGGAUUUACUUCAUGAUGAUGAUAACGAAAAUUCCGAGUUGAACUUUUCAAUUAAUGAAGAACAUUUUGCUUUAAAGAAGGGUAAUGGAAAUAAGAGAAGGAAAAAGAGGGAUUUUCCAUUAUUUACGAGAAAGACUAAUUUAUUCUUGACAGUUUUCAAUUUAAUUAAUGAUAUCUUGUCACCUGGUACCAUGUCUAUGAGUCAAAUGAUUUCUCAGAGUGGUGUUUGGAUGUCAAUUGUUAGUGUAACGUUUUUUGGAAUGAUUACUUCAUUUACUUUGAUUUUGUUAUAUGAAAUGUCGAGAGGACAUUUAAAAACGAGUUUGGCUAGUCUUGCAGAGAAGGCAUAUGGUAAACCUGGUACAAUUUUGACAUGUAUAUUCAUAUUUAUUUUCAAUUUUGGAGGAGCUUGUGGCAUGUACAUUAUGUUUGGAGAAGUUGCUGGAGAUUUAUUAUUAUAUUUAUUUGAUGAUGUUCCUAAUAUUUUCAUUAGUAGAACUGCAAUCUUGUUGUACUUGACUGCAUUUUUGAUUCCUAUUGCACUAAUGAAAAACCUUUCGAGUUUUGCCUUUACAUCAUUUAUUUCGGUUAGUUCAGUCUUGAUUAUUACUGGACUUAUUAUGUUUGAGUCAAUUUUCGGAUAUAGAUCCAUUCCUAGUCCAUCAGAUGCUUACAAUUUUGUCCAUCCGCAAUUUUUAUCAUCCAUUGCUGGUUUAUCCUUUAUUUAUGUUUCUCAUGAUAUUGUCUUUCACUGUUUUGGUGAAAUGAGAAGACCAACAAGGACUAGAUUUUACACAGUCGUUUUCACAGUUGUCUUUUUAACUAUGGCCACCAUUUUUGCAAUUGGCUUGUCAGGGUAUUUCCUCUUUUAUGAUAAGAAUUUAACAGAGGGUAACAUUUUGGAUUUAUUACCACGUUCAUAUGGAUUGGCAAUUGUUGCUCGUUUACUCUUGAUUUUGGACAUUGCACUCUCAGUACCUUUUGCAUUAUUCAUGCCUCGUGAUGGUGUCAAGACCAUUGUUGAAAGCAUCUUUCCAAAGUUUUCAGUUUGGAUUAAUAUGACCAAGUGGAGAAGAGAAACUUACCAUGUGAUUGUCACAUUGAGUAUUGUUGCAAUUGCUUGUGGUGUUGGAUUGGGAGUUACUGACCUUGGAAUGUUCUCAGAUCUUUGUGGUGGUGUUUCUGCAACAUCAUUGGCCUACAUUAUUCCACCUGCCUUAUUCUUGAAAUUGGACCCUUGGAAAGGAUGCUGCAGUAAUAGGACAGGUCUAUUCAGAGCAGUUGUUAAGGUUAUAUGUAUUAUUGUCCUUACAAUUGGUGUUACAUGUUUUGCUAGUAGUAUUUUCAGUGUUAUUUAUCACACAUUCAUUCUUCAUGAUGCUUAA
This is a messenger RNA of Naegleria gruberi, 1752 nucleotides long. RefSeq lists its product as uncharacterized. NCBI's taxonomy places the organism in Eukaryota, Heterolobosea, Eutetramitea, Acrasida, Naegleriidae. Gene Ontology annotation, biological process: amino acid transmembrane transport. Bases 1 to 1752 code for a protein of 583 amino acids. The transcript is spliced from 2 exons. Gene Ontology annotation, molecular function: amino acid transmembrane transporter activity. The record is from RefSeq and is a predicted model, not a curated record.